Akanthomyces muscarius is the source of this 636-nucleotide messenger RNA. RefSeq lists its product as uncharacterized. The transcript is spliced from 2 exons. The coding region runs from base 1 to 636 and encodes 211 amino acids. Lineage: Eukaryota; Fungi; Ascomycota; Sordariomycetes; Hypocreales; Cordycipitaceae. The record is from RefSeq and is a predicted model, not a curated record.
AUGAACUACUACGCAGCAGCGCCAAGGGUGUUUGGCCGAGCUCUUCAGUCACACAUGCGCCCAUGGGCAGUCGCAGCAAGCGUUGCUAUCUCGUCACGGCACAUCAUGCACUCGACGUCUCGUCUCGACAAGUGCUGUGCGUCAAAGAAGCAAAACGCCGUGCCACCGGGCAUUCGGCCCGAACCAGCGAUUGGCUUCUGGUCGUCGCGACCAACAUGGCACAGGGCCUCCCUCAACACACUCCGCUGCCUCGUCGGGUGCACGACAGGUGAUUUUAGCGCCAUGUGGCUCCUCCAGGCACACAACCCUGAGCUGGGCAUGCCCACCAUCAUGGCCAUCUCCAUGGCGGCCGGGAUAUCGACUUCCAUGGUGCUGGAGACGGUGCUGCUCCGUCUCGGUCGCGAUGGCCUCUCCUGGCCAGCGGCUGCGAAAACUGCUGCGGGCAUGAGUCUCAUCUCCAUGAUUACAAUGGAGCUUGCUGAGAAUGUCGUCGACUAUUCUUUGACGGGCGGCGCGGUGGCAUUCGACUCGCCUACGUUCUGGCUGGCUGCGGCGGUGUCCAUGGGUGCUGGGUUUCUCGCGCCGCUGCCGUACAACUACCACCGUUUACGAAAGUAUGGCAAAGCGUGCCACUGA